Messenger RNA from Triticum turgidum subsp. durum (durum wheat), 879 nucleotides. The record is from the annotation of a GenBank genome assembly. NCBI's taxonomy places the organism in Eukaryota, Viridiplantae, Streptophyta, Magnoliopsida, Poales, Poaceae.
AUGGCUUCGGAGUCCGCCGCGGCGGCGGCGUCGGCUUCGUCCCCGGCGGCGGCGCGGGCCGGGGGCGGGAAGGACGACGAGCUGGCCGAUCUGGUGCGGCGCAUCGUCGACGUCCUCUCCCGCUACUCCGAUCGCCUCCCCUUCGACCUCGACCGCCAGAAGCUUCGCUCGCUUACCACACUUGCUGCAAUUGCCAUCACAAUUGUAUUUGCCUGGAAACUGUUGAGAGCUCCUCCAGAGCAACCUCGGAGGCAACGGAGACGGGAUGCUCCAUCAUCUAGCAACACAAGCAGUAGAUCACAGCCAGGUGCUUUGGUCGGAACGGAUGCCUGCUCAUCGGUAGAUUCAAGAGCACAUGAAGCGAUCAAUCAGCUUUUCCAACCAGUAAAUCUGACUCUUGAGCAGCUUGUCAGGCAUAAACUGAGCGAAGGGCGAAGGGUUACCUGCCGGUUACUUGGUGUGAUUUUGGAGGAAACAACUCCAGAGGAGCUCCAGAAUCACGUUACAGUGAAACCUUCUGUUUUGGAGGUUCUUCUAGAAAUUGCAAAAAUUUGUGACGUCUAUCUGAUGGAGCACGUUCUUGAUGAUGAAAGUGAGGAAAAGGUACUGUCUGCCCUAAGUGAAGCUGGGCUUUUUACCAGUGGCGGUUUGGUGAGAGAGAAGGUUCUCUUCUGCAGUACGGAAAUUGGCCGCACCUCUUUUGUCCGGCAACUGGAACCUGACUGGCACAUUGACUCGAGUCCUGAAAUCGUUCACCAGUUAUCUAGGUUUAUCAAGUAUCAGCUGCACAUUUCGCCACAGCAAACAGAAAGGGUGUCACCCAAUGUUUUCAGCUCUGCAAGCUUGGAACAGUUCUUUGGAGGCCUUGAUCAGAGAUGA